Rosa rugosa (rugosa rose) is the source of this 1461-nucleotide messenger RNA. RefSeq names its product vesicle-associated protein 2-2-like. Gene Ontology annotation, biological process: endoplasmic reticulum membrane organization. Bases 390 to 1256 code for a protein of 288 amino acids. Gene Ontology annotation, cellular component: plasma membrane; endoplasmic reticulum membrane. NCBI's taxonomy places the organism in Eukaryota, Viridiplantae, Streptophyta, Magnoliopsida, Rosales, Rosaceae. The record is from RefSeq and is a predicted model, not a curated record. The transcript is spliced from 8 exons.
GAGUGGCAACCCACAACUCAGUUAGCCAGGUUGUCCCAGUUUGGUGGCUUUUCUUCUCUUUCCCUCUCACCUCUGGCUUGAACUCAGAGAACCCAUUAUACCAAUCUCACUAUUUUCAAUAAUCUUGUGCAUGUGGGCAUUGCUUGUUUGUUUGCUAAGAAAAUAAAUGAGAAAGAAAGCCGGUACAGCCGUUCAGAAUUGAUAGACCCACAAGUCCACAACAGGCACCAACACCAUUCUUUGCUUUCACUACUCUUCUUCCCCUUCAUAUAGUCCCUUUACAUCACCAACACCCCAACCAUUCUAACCACUCAUUCAGCCUCUCACUCACUCUUAAGAUUCUUGCAUUUUCUCAAGAAUUGGUAGUGGGUACUUGUGAAGCUAGCAGAAUGAUCACCACAGAGCUUUUGGAUGUUCAACCCAAUGAACUCCAAUUCACAUUUGAGGUAAAGAAGCAGAGUACAUGUUCAAUACAACUUGGCAAUAGGUCUGACCAGUGUGUUGCUUUCAAGGUGAAAACCACUUCUCCAAAGAAAUACUGUGUGCGGCCAAAUGCAGGCAUCAUAAAACCCAAGGCAACAUGUGAUUUCACAGUUACUAUGCAAGCUCAGAAAGUAGCUCCACCUGAUUUGCAGUGCAAAGACAAGUUCCUAAUCCAAUGCACAGUUGUUCCAUUUGGGAUAUCAGAGGAGGAUGUUACAUCUAGCAUGUUCGCAAAAGAUAGUGGCAAAUACGUUGAAGAGAAGAAGUUAAGAGUGGUGCUCACCAGCCCACCCACUUCUCCAGCAUUUCUACCUGUUAAUGGGGAGUUGAAGCAAGAUCUUUGUUAUGAAACUUCAGUGGAAAAGGACAGAGUUCCGAAUGGAGUUGAAAACAUACCUUCACCUCAAAGGGGUGCUGACAAUGUUGACGGGUUUGACAGCUAUGAGGAUAUGGAUGAGUCAAGAGCAGUUAAGCAUGCAGAGGAAUUGAAACCAGAAAAGAAUGCUGUCGAGUUGAAUUUAGCAAAGGAUUUUGAGGAGUUGAAAUCAAAGCUCAGGACAGUGAAUUUAAAGCUAAAAGAGGCUGAUCUUACCAUCUUUAAGCUAACAGAAGAGAAGAGCAUGACCACUCAAGAGAAGAAUAUGCUAAAACAGGAAUUGGAGUUGUUGAGGAAGAAGAACAAUGCAAGAAGAAUUAUGGUUGGGUUCCCUGUUCUUUAUGUUUUUCUGGUUGCUCUUAUCAGUAUAGCAAUCGGAUACUUUGCCCAUCCUUAGAGAAAAGUAAAAUUCUGUCCAGAUACAGUAAAUGAGCUCAUUUUUCUUUCAUGACCAGAAGGAUCUCCUUGCAUGUCUAUGACACCAGAAGAUGUUCUAUGUCAUCACUAAUAUAUGUAUAAAUAUAUGGACCAUCUAAAUUCUGCAUGUAAGGAGAGCUCAUCUUUCAAUCAAAAUAAAAUAAUAUGUCAUUUGUUGGUGCUCA